Macadamia integrifolia is the source of this 1222-nucleotide messenger RNA. Its product is annotated as F-box/LRR-repeat protein At3g48880-like. The record is from RefSeq and is a predicted model, not a curated record. Gene Ontology annotation, molecular function: protein binding. The transcript has 2 exons. NCBI's taxonomy places the organism in Eukaryota, Viridiplantae, Streptophyta, Magnoliopsida, Proteales, Proteaceae. The coding region runs from base 99 to 953 and encodes 284 amino acids.
UCUCCCUUUAAGAGAGAGAGAGAGAGAGUUUUUCUCCAUAAAUCAUCGUCUAUCACUUUCCUUUCACACACAGAGAGAGAGAGAGAGAGAGAGAGAGGAUGGAGGGAAGGAACUGGGAGGAGUUGAACACGGAUUGUUUGGUGAAGGUGUUGGAGAGGGUAGGAAUGGAGUCUCUGAUAUUGGACGUUCCCUUUGUCUGCAAGUCUUGGUACAGAGCUUCUCUCAAUCCUGAGUGUUGGAAAACACUUCGUUUCCCUGUUGGAAUCCGUGACGAACCAUGGAUGUGGGUGUUCGAUCAAUUUACUGAUCGAUUCAUGGACGAGUACCAACUCGAGAAAUUUUCUGUGACAGGCUUUGUUAAACUACUUCUGACCCGAAGUCGUAGAUCUGCUGUCACUAUUUUGCUUCCUGCUCACUGUACUUCAGAGGCUUUGGAAUUAGUAUCAAACGAGUGUCCUGCAUUGAAAUUCUUAGGCAUGCCUUUCGAUCUGGUGCAAGCUCAUGGCGAGCUUAUCCCAACACUUGUAAGUAAAUGGAAGGAUUUGCAGCAGUUGCACUUGGGAAGCACUCGAGUUUGUUUCAAGGAAAUUCUUACAGAAAUAAGUUCCAACUGUGAGAACUUUAAUGGGCUAUCUGUAAGUGGUUAUGUUGGCAAUGAAGAAGCAUCAGCUAUUACAAAUUUACUUCCAAAAAUCAAGUAUUUGUGGCUGAGGAGGAAUACUACAGUGCCACGUGAGAGUCUGCAGAUGAUAUUGGAGGGCUGUAAAGAUCUGGUGCUACUGGAUGCAAGGAAUUGCUUUGGUUUUCAAGCGGAAGAUGAAGAGAUAUUAAAGAUGGCUUCUCACAUCAAGACCUUCAUGGUUGAGGGUUCAUGUCUAGAAGACGAGGAUGAUUAUUAUGAACCCAUCUCUUACAAGGAUGCGUGUAUUGAUAGUGAUUGUGGCUCUGAUUAACUAAAGUCUUGCAUGGGACUUAUUAGGUUUGUUGAUGAUGCAUUAGGGUUUUGGUCAGGUAUGGGAGAAGGAAUUCUUGGCAUAUGCAAAUAUAUCCUCUAUAUGGUGUUAACAGACUUCUUUGAUGGGUUUCUGCAGGUUGUUGAUGAACCUCAAGAGCCUCUGCUAAAGUGGAUCCUUGACUUGUUUGGUGUGGUUUGAGAUUUUAUAAUGACAUUAUCACUUUAAUAUAUUUAAAAUAAUACAUGCAUGUACGUAAAAUUUAUGUA